This is a messenger RNA of Geosmithia morbida, 402 nucleotides long. Its product is annotated as mitochondrial import inner membrane translocase subunit TIM17. Lineage: Eukaryota; Fungi; Ascomycota; Sordariomycetes; Hypocreales; Bionectriaceae. The coding region runs from base 1 to 402 and encodes 133 amino acids. Gene Ontology annotation, molecular function: transmembrane protein transporter activity. Gene Ontology annotation, cellular component: mitochondrial inner membrane; TIM23 mitochondrial import inner membrane translocase complex. The record is from RefSeq and is a predicted model, not a curated record. The transcript has 2 exons. Gene Ontology annotation, biological process: protein import into mitochondrial matrix.
AUGGGGGCAAUCGGCGGCACAAUCUGGCACGGAAUCAAGGGUUUCCGCAACUCCCCCUACGGCGAACGUCGCAUCGGCGCCAUAACAGCAGUCAAGAUGCGCGCCCCCGUCCUGGGCGGCAACUUUGGCGUCUGGGGCGGCCUCUUCUCCACGUUCGACUGCGCCGUCAAGGGCGUCCGGCAGAAGGAGGACCCGUGGAACGCCAUCGUCGCCGGCGCCUUCACCGGCGGCUCGCUGGCCGUCCGAGGCGGCUACAAGGCCAUCCGGAACGGAGCCAUCGGGUGCGCCGUCCUGCUGGCUGUCAUCGAGGGGGUCGGCAUCGGAAUGGGCAAGGUCUUUGCCGGGUCGACCAAGCUCGAGGUGCCGCAGCCACCGCCUAACAUGGAGGGUGCGGCGGUUUAA